AUGGAGACCGACAACAUUGCCGAAUUGGUGAAUCGCUUGGGCAGCGAUGAAGAUGCGGUCCGCAAAAUGGCCGUCUUCAAGCUCCAGGGCAACAUCGGCGACCCGUCCUUUGCGGAGCUCUUCAUUUCAGAGGGCGGUUUGACUCGCCUGCGACACCUUACCCUGCACGCCAGCGGCAAUACUCUCGCCUACAGUCUUACCAGUUUUGCUCGUCUCCUCGAGGUCGACAAAGGAUGGGAGUGCGUUGACCAAGAACUGGUCGAACGAAUUGUCAAGUUGAUCGUUACUCACCCUCUGGUCAACAUCCUCCGGGGCGCCAUGUCGAUUCUCGUGUCCGUCGUCUCACACCCGGUGGGCGGCACCGGCUCGGAGCAGCCAGAUAUGAUGUUCGGCUUCCGUGCACUCAAGCCUGCGAUUGCCAUUUACCCUCAAUUCCUGGAGAUGCUCGUGAGCCGACUGUCCUCUGCGGACCAUGCUCUGUGUGCCAAUGCGCUCCAGUUGAUCAAUUCGCUCAUGCGCGACUCCAUUACCCACGAUUCAGAGGCGGAAUGGCCCAAGUUUAUCCAGAAACUGCAGGAUCUGGGGGUGAUUCGAGCAGUCUACGUGCUUAUGCAGGACUCUGCUCUUCAGGACUUGGCUCACCCGCUCCUCGAGUUCCAGUCUCUGACCAAGGUGCUCCUUCGGAAGUGGCGAGACAUUUCCCUGAACCAGGAGAAGCCCGAGCACCGAAGAGCACUGAAGGGGAUUUACCUGGCCGGUACACCCAAGAGCUCCGAGGAGACGUCGGAGAAGGACAAGGACAAGGAAAACGGCGACGACACGCGGCGCUCGAAGCGACACCACCCCGAGAAAUGGCGGCGACUGGGAUUCGAAUCGGAGAACCCCACUGCGGAGUUCCACGAGGUGGGCUUCCUGGGAAUGAUGGAUUUGGCAGAUUAUGUCCGCAGUCACCAGGAUGAGUUCCAGAAGAUGCUCCUUGAGCAGUCAACCAAGCCAGCAGGACAGCGGUGUCCAAUUGCGCAGGCGUCGUUGGCAGUAACGUCCAUUCUGUUCGAGCAUUUCGAGGUGGACAAGUCCGAGAUGGACGAUUCAAAGACUUACAUGCUUUUGGAGUCGCGAUCCAGUCUCGACAAGCUAUUCAGACCACUGCUCCUUCACUGGACUCGGUUGCAUGUGGCAGGACUGCAGGCAUUCUUCCGUCUCUGGAAGGCGACUGCUGCCGAGGUGGAAGAUUUGGACAAGCUCGUGGAGCUGGUUCGCAUCCUCAUCGAAUCGGUCGUGGGUGGUGCCCCCCGGACGAAAGAUGUCCAGGAUGUGGAGGAGGACCUGGCCAAUUUUGAAUAUCACCGCCUGCGCGAGUUGCAGAUGGAGCUUCUGGAGCUCACCUACGAGGAUGCUUGGGGGCAGCACUUGCGACAGGUGCGCGAGGAGCUGCACCACGAGGCCCUGCAGUUUGUCAAGGAGCAGCGCAUUCGAUGCCUGCUUCAGGGUGCCUGGUUCUCACUCGAGAGCUCCAAGAAUGACCAGGCGCCAACUCGGUCCGCUUCGCACCAAUACGUCCAAUUGUCGCAUAACCGACGGUAUCUGCACUUUGGCGAGUUUGACUCGGUGGGUGACCGAACCCCCGAGCUAGAUACGCUGCCGGAAAAGAUCGAUCUCUCUAUUGUCUCCUCGGUGGUCUCUAAUAUAUCCACGAACCCCGAUCACUCCUCGUCUUCGACCGUGAAGACCGCUGGCCAUCAGGCAUCAACAAAGAUCACCAUCCACGGCUACGCCCAAUCCUUAAACUCGGGCCAUGGCAAGAGUCACUCUCGGACCGGCAGCCGGUCAACCCAAAAAGAAAUAGUCCUGCUCACUCUUCGGCCCGCAUCCCACAGCGUAGCCUCAGAGUGGCUAGAUGGGCUGCUCAUGCUUCUUAACCAGCAGCCCAUCACCGCAGAAACGACCAAGUUGAUUGACCUGGUCAGUAACUACGGACUGAAGAUCCGACUUUUGAAUGUGCGGUUUGACGACGCCACGUUCGCGGGCGAGACACCGGGCGUGCCUUCGCGCAACGGGUUGGACGAGGAUUACUAUUACGAUGUGUUUGGCGGCGCAUAG
Penicillium cinerascens is the source of this 2100-nucleotide messenger RNA. Its product is annotated as ELMO/CED-12 family protein. Lineage: Eukaryota; Fungi; Ascomycota; Eurotiomycetes; Eurotiales; Aspergillaceae. The transcript is spliced from 3 exons. The record is from RefSeq and is a predicted model, not a curated record. Gene Ontology annotation, biological process: cell motility; actin filament organization. Bases 1 to 2100 code for a protein of 699 amino acids. Gene Ontology annotation, cellular component: plasma membrane.